AGUCCACAAAAGACAUCACUUCUCAACUGAAAAACUAAAAGUUGUCUUCUUUCUUCUUCCCCUAACUAGCUAACCACAUUUGGGAGGCUAGGUGGUGUAAUUUUCCGGCGAUAUGAGGCUUAACAAUGGCGGCCCUGCCAAGGGUCGUCAAUAUUUGCCACAAAUCUUAGUGGCAUUGGCCAUAUUGGCUGUUGCUAAUGUAGUGUCGGCAGACCCUUAUGUAUACUCUUCUCCACCACCUCCAGUGUAUGAGUACAAAUCACCACCACCUCCUUCUCCGUCUCCACCACCACCUUAUGUGUACAAAUCUCCACCUCCUCCCUCACCUUCUCCCCCACCUCCAUAUGUUUAUAAGUCACCUCCUCGUCCUUCUCCAUCACCACCACCACCAUAUGUGUAUAAGUCCCCACCACCUCCCUCACCGUCUCCACCACCACCCUAUGUGUAUAAGUCUCCCCCACCUCCUUCACCAUCUCCACCUCCACCAUAUUACUACAAAUCUCCUCCACCACCAUCACCUUCACCACCACCUCCAUAUUACUAUAAGUCACCACCUCCACCUUCACCGUCACCUCCACCACCAUACUAUUACAAAUCUCCACCACCGCCUUCACCAUCACCACCUCCACCAUAUUAUUAUAAGUCUCCACCGCCACCUUCUCCUUCACCUCCUCCACCAUAUUAUUACAAAUCUCCACCACCUCCUUCACCUUCUCCUCCACCACCUUAUUACUACAAGUCUCCACCUCCUCCAUCACCUUCACCACCACCACCAUACUAUUACAAGUCUCCUCCUCCACCUUCCCCAUCACCACCCCCACCAUACUAUUACAAGUCCCCACCACCACCGGCUAAAUCACCUCCUCCACCGUACUAUUACAGUUCUCCACCACCACCAGUGAAGUCUCCCCCUCCUCCAUACUACUACUCCUCACCACCACCACCAAAGAAAUCACCACCUCCACCAUAUCACUACAGUUCCCCACCACCACCAGUUAAAUCACCUCCAACUCCAUACUACUACAAGUCUCCACCACCACCAAAGAAGUCUUCUCCCCCACCAUACUACUAUACUUCACCACCACCACCAACUCAUUACUAUCCUCCACAUCAUCAAUUUGUAGUCAAAGUUGUCGGAAAAGUAUAUUGUUUUAGAUGCCAUAAUUGGAAGCACCCAGAGAUGUCUCACGGCAAGAAACACUUGAAAGGUGCUGUUGUUGAAGUGACUUGCAAGGACGGUGACAAAGAAAUUGUGAGUUAUGGUACCACUAAGAUCAAUGGCAAAUUUAGCAUCACUGUUGAAGGAUUUUGA
Solanum tuberosum (potato) is the source of this 1312-nucleotide messenger RNA. RefSeq names its product extensin-2-like. NCBI's taxonomy places the organism in Eukaryota, Viridiplantae, Streptophyta, Magnoliopsida, Solanales, Solanaceae. The coding region runs from base 113 to 1312 and encodes 399 amino acids. Gene Ontology annotation, molecular function: structural constituent of cell wall. The transcript is spliced from 2 exons. The record is from RefSeq and is a predicted model, not a curated record. Gene Ontology annotation, biological process: plant-type cell wall organization.